This is a messenger RNA of Penicillium antarcticum, 1563 nucleotides long. RefSeq names its product glutathione synthetase. The coding region runs from base 1 to 1563 and encodes 520 amino acids. The transcript has a single exon. Gene Ontology annotation, cellular component: cytosol. Gene Ontology annotation, biological process: glutathione biosynthetic process. Lineage: Eukaryota; Fungi; Ascomycota; Eurotiomycetes; Eurotiales; Aspergillaceae. Gene Ontology annotation, molecular function: glutathione binding; ATP binding; glutathione synthase activity. The record is from RefSeq and is a predicted model, not a curated record.
AUGACCUCCAAACCCAUCGACACAAGGUACUUCGAACCAAGCGAAGACCAGAUGAUAAAUCUUCUCGCCCAAAUCAAGGACUGGCAAAUAAACCACGGCCUCCUCCUCAAGCUCAUCCAGUCAGAAGAAGAGCACAGCGUCCUGUCAUACCCAGUAGGCGUCAGCGUGUUCCCAACCCCAUUUCCACGAACACUGUUCAACCGUGCAAUCAACCUCCAAAAAAUAUACAACGAGCUCUACUGCGUCAUCGCGGAAGAUGAAGACUGGCUAUACAGCGUCACAGAAGAUCUCAUCGCUGUUGAGCCCCUGGCGCGCGCAUUGUGGGGGAUUUACCACGAGACCCAAAAGGCAGGGAUCGUCCAAGAGAUCUCUGCUGGCAUCUUUCGCUCUGAUUACAUGCUUCACCUCAAUGACGGAAAUGGAGCGGAAUCUUCUGGGUCUAUUUUCGAAACCACUCUGAAACAAGUUGAGUUCAAUGCCUUUUCAUGUGCUGGUGGGGGUCACGCGAAUAGAGUCGCUGAUAUGCAUCGGUAUCUCACUCGAACUGGGGCAUAUGAGCUUGGUCAAGAGCAGUAUGGAAAGGAGAGAAUUGAUAUUGGAUCUUUACCGAAGAGCAAUAAUAUUGAAGGCAUCGCGUCGUGUUUGGCAACUGCUCAUGCUAUCUACGGUCCACCGAGAACUCAAUCGGCACAGAGAAUGGCUGUUCUGUUUAUCGUGCAACCCAACAACUUCAACACUGCAGACGAAAGACCAAUAGAAUAUGCCUUGUGGGAUCGAGACGAGCCGGUUCCAGCAUAUAGACUCAACUGGGGAGAUAUCCUCCGAGACACAUCGCUCACGGAGUCGCGCCAGUUACUGUUCCAUCCUCCCUGGAUAAAAUCACAGUCGCCCGUGGAAAUCUCAGUCGUUUAUAUGAGGGCCGGCUACGAGGCACAUGAGUAUGAUAACAUAGGGUAUCAAGCACGUCUGCAACUUGAAAAGUCUACUGCUAUCAAAUGUCCCUCUAUCCUAUCGCAUAUAUCUACCUUCAAGAAGGUGCAGCAAGCGCUCACUGCACAUGGAACCCUUGAACGUUUCCUAUUUCCUGAAAAGGCAGCUGCAGUUAGGGGAACAUUUAUCUCUCUUUAUCCUCUCGAUGAAACUGCCGCUGGUUUGCAUGCGCGGCAAUUGGCCACUGAUCCGAAGGGCUCGACAGGUUUCAUCCUGAAGCCAUCCUUGGAAGGGGGUGGGCAUAAUGUCUAUGGUACUGAAAUUCCAGACUUUCUAUCAUCUGUUUCUCAAUCUGAGUGGUCAUCUUAUGUUCUAAUGGAACGCAUUAUGCCACCAACUCAGCAGAAUGUGCUUAUGGGACCGGCUGGUGUUGCUGAAGGGAAGGUGGUGUCAGAACUCGGUAUUUUCAGUGCUUGCUUAUGGCGAAGACGUACUGAUUCCAACCGUCGUUGUGAAAUCAUUGAGAAUUCGACUGCUGGGUGGUCCUUCAAGACCAAAUAUGCCGAAAUUGAUGAAAUGAGUGUAGUCAAAGGAUACGGAUGCUUUGAUACGCCUCGGUUAAUAGAGGAUUGA